This is a messenger RNA of Penicillium samsonianum, 417 nucleotides long. RefSeq lists its product as uncharacterized. The transcript has a single exon. The coding region runs from base 1 to 417 and encodes 138 amino acids. Lineage: Eukaryota; Fungi; Ascomycota; Eurotiomycetes; Eurotiales; Aspergillaceae. The record is from RefSeq and is a predicted model, not a curated record.
AUGCAAGUCGCAGAGAUUCUCUCAGAUAUCAAUUCACUCCGCGUCUGCGUAAGUAUCACGCUUCCUUCCUCCGAGAGGCUGCCCCACUACGACAAACGCGUCCAAGCCGCGUCUUGGACAAGGGACAACCCUACCAAACAAUAUGAUAAUGCUGACAACAUGGUACAGGGUCACAACGAGGCCCUGGCGCUAGUGAAUGUGCACAAAAAUAUCACAGGCUCAGAUUCAACCGAGUCUGGUAGCGCAUCGCCAGAUAAGAGCCCGGCAGACGACAAGGCCGAUCUUCGUCGUGCAAAAGAACUGGUUGAGCUACACUAUGAGGUGAAGGCACGACAUGCCAACGGAACCGUUGAUAUGGAGCUGAGUCAAGCUCGGCAAGAUGUCUGGCGAGUUCUGACAGAGCUGUCGACUGUCUAA